CGGACGCUGGCUCCAACCUGUGAAACACAGCAGGCUCAGGGACUGGCCCCCAGCCAGGGCCAGCCCACAGCCCUCCUAAGCUACCGGGAUUGUGGGAAGGGGCAUGGUGUGUGCAACACUCACUUCAAAGGUCCUGGAACUUGUCAUUGAGGAACUGCAUGGCCGCUGAAACAGAGAGGCAGAACCGGGCACUCCAGACCCAGGGAAACAGAAACUCACCCCCUGCCCCCCUGGGGAACCACCUAGCCCUGCAACCAGAAACCCCAUCAGCCCUGGGACUGACUCACCCACCCGUCACCUGAAUUAAAUGUGGAAGUGCCUUCUAAGUGGGAAAGUGGUUCUCAGGUGCUGGGCCAUCCCAGAACCGUUCAUUCAGAACGUGUUUCAAAGACAGAUAAGCCAGCCAGCAAGCAAACACCGUACAAGCCAUACCAGGCAGCAGUUAAAGGGAAAACACAUGCGGUAUCUCUAACCCUCCUAAGAGAAGGAGAGUUCUGGGACUCGUGGACUAAGGAUACACGGAGUUCAGACAACACGUUGCUGUCUGUGCACACCCCUAGCUGGAAAGGCACAGAAGGCUCCAGGGCCAGGCUUUCCUUGGUUCUCUUCCCCAAAGGAAAGUCAGUCCCAGUGACGCCGCCUGUACCUACAGCCCACCCCCGCCCCCCACACCUGCAGAAAGACACCGCUGUCCAUUCCUGCCCCAGCCAGGGCUCCAUCAUACCUAGUUGCUGUGUAAGGUCCUCAAUUUCCCUCUGCAGCCUGAUGCACUAGACCAGUAGACACCGGAGGAAGAUAAAUGGCUAGUCAAUUCUGGCCUCCUCUCUCCUCGUCUUCCCCGUCUCCCCCAGCCCUUACAGCCCCCAUAGCCUGCAGCCCAGUGGUGAGGUGGGUUGGCAUGAAACCCUCAAUGUAAAAGAGGCACCCUCUCUCCGUGGGAUGCAGAAGGUGGUGACGGGGCGGGGGGACACAGAAAUCAGUUUAACCUGGACACGGAUCCCACCAUCUAACGUGGACUUCUAUUUCUAGGAGCCACACAAAGCAUUACCCGAGGACAACCCUGGGCUCCCAGGGGCCGGCGGAAGCCUGCUGCCAUUCUCCAGGGCUGGGGCCCAGCACGCCUCUCCCACUGGGACCGACCUCCAGGUCCGCCCAGUUGUCAGCCGACCCUUCGGCAGUGGCACCUUCUGGGGAGGGGUGUCCUUGGACGCUGGGCGGUGGCACGAUGGCAGCUGGUUCAUCAGCCGGGGAGGACGAGUAGUCCACAUCGUCCCCUUAGUCGUCGACUGGGGUGCCAGGCCGGCCUUCCCGGCCCCAGAGCACCACCUUUCCCUGCUCUAUCAAUUCGCUCUCAGACUCGAAGCUGAAGACCUUGGGAUUUGUGAACCCGCUCUCGCCCUCGCGGCUGCCUGGUGCCCCCAAAUCGAGGCCGUGGCCCUGGCCCCGUGGGGCUCCCGGGCUGGCCAUGCGGGAGCCAGCCUGCUUGCCACCCUCCAGGUCGAAACUGGCCCCACAAACAGCUACCUUGUCAGGGGAGCUCAUGGCGCCAGUCUGGGCAGCCUGGGCUGUGGGGAGACGGUCGUCCUGGUAACAGCAGAAGGGGAGAGCCGAGUCCAGCCAAGCCUGGCGGAGCAGGCCACACGACCCGAACAGUGAAGCCUUCGGGACACCGCUGCCCUCACCCCAGGCGGAAGUACCAGAUGUCCCCGACAGCGUGUGGCUUCCGCGCGUGCACUUGACGCCAGUGCCGCGACUUCUCAUUGGUCCCCCUCUACCAACCAGUGAGCCCUUUGUUGGUAGAGGCCUCUGGGCUUUAACCAAUCGGAACACAGGCUCUUGGUUUGCCCCGACGCCCAUCAUUUGACUGGGUGGCUGUGCUCUGGUCUGGUCUUGGGGCCAGGGUGCACUGGAGCUCUCGAUCCACCUCCUUCUUGCUUUCCUGCUGCCUCUGGCUGGGAACCUACUUUCCAAUGAGACCUCCUCUGUGCACCUGGUGCUUUGCGUGCAUCACAUUUACUCUCCCAAGCUGAUGAGCUGGGGGAAGCUCUCCCCUUAAUCCCCACCUUACAGAUGGGACACUGGGGCUCAGAGACGUAGCUCUCCUUGGAAAGUAGGUGCCCGGCCAGAGGCGGAAGGACAGGAAGAAAGAGGUGAUCGAGAGCUACAGUGCCCCUUGGCCCCAAGACCCGACCAGAGUGCAGCCACCCAGUCAAAUGACGGGCGUGGAGGCAAACCAAGAGCCUGUGUCCCGAUUGGUUAAAGCUCAGGCACCUCGCCCCACAAAGGGCGUGCUGGUUGGCAGACGGGGACCAAUGAGAAGGCUCGGUGCCGGCGUCAAGGGCGCGAGGAAGCCACUCGCUGUCCGGGACAUCUGGUACUUCCGCCUGGGGUGAGGGUGGUGGUGUCCCGAAGGCCUCACUGUUUCUGUCGCGUGGCCCGCUCAGCUGGGCUUGGCUGGGCUCGGGCUCGGCUCUCCGCUCCCACCGUUACCAGGACUACCGUCUCCCCGCAGCCCAGGCUGCCGGGACUGGCGCCAUGAGCUCCCCCAACAAGGUGUCCGUUUGUGGGGCCGGUUUCGACCUGGAGGGUGGCAAACAGGCUGGCUCCCACACGGCCAGCCCCGGAGCCCCAGUGGCCCACAGCCACGGCCUCGAUUUGGGGGUGCCAGGCAGUGGCGAUGGCGAGAGCGAGAGCGGGUUCACAGAUCCCGAGGGCUUCAGCUUCGAGUCUGAGAGCGAAUUGAUAGAGCAAGGAAGGGUGGUGCUCUGGGGCCGGGAGGGCCGGCCAGGCACCCCGGUCGAUGACCAAGGGGACGUUGUGGACUACUCAUUCUACCUGGCUGACGAACCAGCCGCCAUCGUGCCGCCGUCCAGCGUCCAGGGACACCCGUUCCCAGAAGACGCCGCUGCCGAAGGGUCGGCUGACAAUUGGGCGGAUGCGGAGGUCGGUCCCAGUGGGAGAGACGCACUGGGCCACGGCCCUGGAAAAUGGCAGCAGGCCUCUGCCGGCCGUCUCUGCCUCUGUGGUCCUGGGCCAGUGCGGGCCUGGAAGAACCCGGAAAGGGGCUCAAAGAGCAGAUGGAGCCUCCGCGUGGAUCCCCAGCAUCCCUCUGCAAAAGGCCCCACCAGGCUGUCUACCCACGACUCUGAUUCCACAGAUGAGAGCAGCGACUUACCGCUGAUGAAGGUAGGCAUUCGCCGCAACGAAGGAAGCCAGGCCAAGCCCGGCAGCCCCAAGAAGCGAGCAGACACAUCCAGACAGGCAAGCUUCCACUGCAAGGAGAGUUACCUGCCUGUGCCGGGCCGUUUCCUGACCUCUGCUCCCCACGGACUCACUCCAGUCGUAGAGAGGCCGGCUGUGGGAGAGCUGGAGGACCCUCCCCAGAAGAAAAUGCAGAGCAGGGCCUGGGGAAAGGUGGAGGUCAGGCCCAGCUGCUCAGGAGCUGCCGCUGCAGGGGCCCUGCCCCAGGGCCUUUCCAGGAGGAAGAUGGCCCGCGGGAAGAAGUCCCUAGGGGGUGCCUCUCAACUGGCUCCGGGGAGAGCCUUUCCUGCCUGCGGAGAGAGACUCUCAGCCGCUCCCCCAGAGCCGGCCACCUUCCCGCCAUUCUCUGGUGUGCGGCCACAGGGGAUGUCCAAGAAACCCCAAAAGCCUAAGCACAGCAGCCCUGGGAAGAAAACAGCAGGGAGGAAGACCAGGGAGUCCCAGGCUGCGGCCAGAGAAGAUAAUGACCCAAAUAGAGAUGAGGUCCCAAGAGCCCAACUUCCCACACACAGGCCAGGGCUGCCUCGCCUGUCUGUGCGUCGUGGAGAAUUCAGCAGUAGCGACCCCAACAUCAGAGCUCCCCAACUUCCGGGAGCUUCAGAGCCCUCGGCCUACAGCCCGGGAGGCCUCGUGCCCAGACGCCAUGCACCCUCCGGUAACCAGCAACCGCCUGUCCAUCCCCCAAGACCGGAAAGGCAGCAGCAGCCCCCGGGAGCCCAGGGCUGUCCUCGGUGCAUCCAGCUGCAGAGGGAAGUUGAUGACCUUACACAGCAGCUAGCGGCCAUGCAGUUCCUCAAUGACAAGUUCCAGGACCUUUGAAGUUUAAGCCAGCAUUCUUCCUACAAGACGAACAGCUGCCACCUUUGGAGCUCCGGAGCUGUAGCCAAGUGGGUUCCCUCCAUAUCCUGUUCAGCCAGGGCUUCCUCUCUUCUGCUGCAUUUGCACACUUCCCAACGCAGUUCAAAGCAAUUUGAAAUAAAGUCGUUCUCAUAUUC
Messenger RNA from Pongo pygmaeus (Bornean orangutan), 4256 nucleotides. RefSeq lists its product as uncharacterized. The coding region runs from base 2536 to 4080 and encodes 514 amino acids. NCBI's taxonomy places the organism in Eukaryota, Metazoa, Chordata, Mammalia, Primates, Hominidae. The record is from RefSeq and is a predicted model, not a curated record. The transcript is spliced from 6 exons.